UGCGCAGGCGCGGGGGCAGGUUAAAGGAGGGUCGGGCAUCAGCUGACUUUAUCCCUGCGUCUAGCCUACCCCCCGACUCCCGGGCGACCCUGCAGCGGGGUCGUCCCUUCAGUGCCAGCGCCUGGACUGCGUACUUCGUGACGCUGUCCUCGGGCCUGUUCGCGCCGUAGCAGCUCGGGAUUGCACAGCAAUAAGCGAGCAGACAUGGGGAAGUCUUUUUCUCAUUUGCCUUUGCAUUCAACUAAAGAAGAUGCUUAUGGUGGAGUUGCAUCGACAGAAAACAUGAGGAAUGGACUCGUUAGUAGCGAAGUCCAUAAUGAAGAUGGAAGAAGUGGAGAUGUCUCUCAGUUUCCGUAUGUGGAGUUUACAGGAAGAGACAGUGUCACUUGCCCCACUUGUCAAGGAACAGGAAGAAUUCCUAGGGGGCAAGAAAACCAGUUGGUGGCAUUAAUUCCAUAUAGUGAUCAGAGAUUAAGGCCAAGAAGAACAAAACUGUACGUGAUGGCUUCUGUGUUUGUCUGUCUGCUGAUUUCUGGGUUGGCUGUGUUUUUCCUUUUCCCUCGCUCUAUCGACGUGAAAUACAUUGGUGUAAAAUCAGCAUACGUCAGUUAUGAUACUGAAAAGCGUACAAUAUAUUUAAAUAUUACAAACACAUUGAAUAUAACGAACAAUAACUAUUACUCUGUGGAAGUUGAAAACAUCACUGCACAAGUUCAGUUUUCAAAAACAGUUAUUGGAAAGGCACGCUUAAACAACAUAACAAAUAUUGGUCCCCUGGAUAUGAAACAGAUUGAUUACACAGUACCUACUAUCAUAGCAGAGGAAAUGAGUUAUAUGUAUGAUUUCUGUACACUGAAUUACAUCAAAGUGCAUAACAUAGUACUCAUGAUGCAAGUCACUGUGACAACAUCCUACUUUGGACACCCUGAACAGAUAUCCAAGGAGAGGUACCAGUAUGUGGACUGCGGGAGGAACACAACCUACCAGCUGGGGCAGUCUGAGUAUCUGAACGUGCUCCAGCCACAGCAGUAGAAUCGAAAGAGAUGCAGCUACAGGAGAAAUCCCUAUUGAUAUUUUUUAAACGCUGAGGUACUUACUCCCUGAUUGAUCUUAAAUUGAACAAACCUAAAAUAGAGCUAAAAGUCUGUGGACUUGCAGGUUCCUGCAGCUCUUCACUCUGUGUUCAUGACAUUUGUAACAGGAUCCCAAAUCUAACUUUACUGAUUGGUUUUCUUCUCUCUGCCCCCACUCCUCCAAGGGGGAAACUGAGACUUUCGCUACAGGACACCUAAGUAUUUAAAAUUCACAGCUCCAGUCACUACUGAAAACAUAAGUUUGGUGAUGCACAUAAUUUGAGGAACUUUAUUUCUGAAAGAUUUUAUAGACUAUUACCUGGUAGCCUGUUCUUUAUGAAAGACUUUUAAGGAAUAACCUUUUUUUCCCUCUUAUAAAUUUCCAUUGCUGCAAGGCAGUAUUUCAACUAUAUGGUAUUUUACCUUUUAGCUAAAUGUUUUUAGUUUUUCAUUUGUUGAAAUUCUACUCAAUUGCGUUUUUUUUGUCCUAAAGUCUCUAAAUAAUGUUUCACAUGUCUUUCCAUUUUAUAGUUUUGUGAAAAUUUUGUGUAGUCUUCAAACACAGUUAAUGUACAAUAUUGUAGAUAAACUGCAUGGCUUUUAUACAACUUUAAUAAAUAUCAAAUAAAGUGACACAGAUUCAAAGUAAAGUAAGUAGCUCAUAAAUAUAAAACAGGAAAUGGAAUUCAGAAACCUAUGGAAUGUGAAUGUUUCCAUUUACAUACUAGAUCAGGCAUAAGGUAGACUUUUUGGAAUAAAUUAUUUUGAUGCUCCACUUCUUUUUAAUGUUGCUUUUCAUACUAGAAAUUGUGAAGAUACUUCACAACUAUUCGGUACCCAAGUUACCAAUUUUAUGAAUGCUUUAGGGGUGGAAAUUAUUUCUUUGGUUGAAAUUAUUCAAGAAAUCAUAUUAUUAAAUGAUGGUGGCUAUAUGAAAAUAAAACCUGUAUUAUGAUUUUAAAAAUUCAGUUGCUUUGUACAUCAUAUGGAUAUCAUGUGCCUAGCAGUUACAUUUUUAAAGUUUUUACUUUAGGUUUAAAUUUUAUUUAAAAAGUUUUUUCAAGUGUAAAUUAUUGACUUAUUCACUGUGUUGUUUUAUACUUUCAGUACCAUUUACCAGUUGGGCUUUUUGCCUUUUCACUUACUAAGGUCUAAGUACCUUUUAAAGGCAUACUGCUGAGUGUAGGGGCUGAGUGUGAUACCAAAAAAGGGGGGUGAUUUCAGAUUAGUUUCUUUAUGUUCCCCAGUAACAGAAAUCAGGUUCCCCCUAACCUUCUCCUCAUAAGUGCCUAACUUAGGUCCAAAACUUACUCUUCAUCAGUCUGACGCUCAACUUUAAACAUAUACUGUAUUUAAUUAUUUAAUUAUUAAUAGUCAAUUAUUUAAUAAUUAGUAAUUACCAGUAGUUGAUAGUUAUUUAGUAAUUAUUUAUUAUGAAGCCCUCCUUCUGCCUUUAGACACACUCUGGUCUCCCUUUUGUUUCCAUAUUAUUUUCUCCCAAGUUUUCCCAGAAAAACAUUUAAAUACAUAGGUAGAAUGCUCUGCCUUUUUUUUAAACUACUCUGUCUUCCCUUAAUUCAUUCCUAAUUCACUCAUUCUUGUUGUUAACUAAAUGUCACCCCUUUACAUAUAUUAUGGACUUCAUAGUCAAACCCACUCUUUCUUUUAAUUUUUCCUUUAUUUGGACCACUGUCAUUCUUGAAACUGCACACUUCUCUAGUGUAUUGACUCUAUUUGUGUUUUGUCAUUCUCAUUUCAUUUUCCUUCACUAUCUUUUGAUGUCUUUUAACCAGUAUUAUGUAGACCCUCUUUUGCCUCAGAAUUUCUACUGCCAUGUCUUCAACAAUCAUCUAUAUUAGGGCUUCCAAAUCUGUUUCUACAUACUGGACUGAUCCCUCAUCUAGUUUUUCAUUUAGCUAGUGACUUAGAGACAAUAGUAAUUCAGUGAGUAAGUGUAAAACCAAAAAAUGUUUUUAUCAUUUUUUGGUUUUGUUCACAAUUUCUUCUCAUGCUUAUUUACUUGAAAAUAACAUUUAUUUCUUCAGAAUGAUCCUUCAGACAGGUCUUUUACAAAAAUCAGUCCUGAUUUAUUUUCUUGCUUUAUUAUCUUUUAAUCUUAGAAAAUUAUAUAGGAUAAAUUAAAUGGAUUUUUCUGUUUGUGCUUCUAAUAUUCUUUUAGAAUAAAUUCAUAGUAUCUACUGAAGAGGCAGGAAAGUGAGGGAACCUUUUCUUUCCAUGACUUGGUUUGAGUGGUUUUUUUCCUUCAUCCUCUAAAUUAAAAACUUACACCUAUUUUCUGUGAGUUUUAAGUCAGAAAAAAACUAGAAUUUAAAAUAAGUAAAAAACCAGUGGUAGAGAAAUAAAGAUCAUCUAUGACUACUUUCAGAGAGCAUUAACUAAGUACCACAAUUAGCUUAAAACAGUAGGCUGUGAAGUAAUGAAACUAUAGAAACACAUUCAGGUAAAUUCGACUUACAACCACUUUUUAAAAAAUCUGGAAAGAAUGAGUGAAGUUCAUCUUUUCUUAGGUCAUUGUCCUAUUUAGUUUCUUACAUGGUAAUAGGAUAGCUAUCAAUGCAUUUUUUAAAACUGCUCUCAGACUUUAUCUGAAGGACAUGGUACAGAUGUUACAAAUUUUUUCCGAUACUUCCAAGAAUAACUUCCUCUCAAAUUACACUUUUAAUAGACUGAUCAUUCUAACCAAGCAUCAUACUGCAACAAGCCUCGUGUGUUGAUAUUACAUGUAUAUAUAGCACUGUGUCCUUCUCAGAGCUCUUUUAUGUGUUUUUCUCAUGUGAUUUCUUAUAGCCCUAUGAGUCAGGGGAGGUAGGGUGGUGGGAUUCUCGUCUUUUAGAGAGGGAGGGAGAGGUGUGGAGAAGUUGAGGGACUUGCUGAAGUUAUUAAGUAGUUUGACAGGCCAAACCUAGUCUUUUUCUCUCCCACAUUUGUGCUCUAUUCAAAAUAUCCAUCGGAAAGUCUGUUGAUUCAGCUUAGUAUGAUCACAAACUAGAAAAACUGUUCACAUGCUUAAUAGUAACAAUCAAAAUCAUGUUGGUGGGUAACUUUAAGUUGGUACCUGAAAUAUUUCAAAUGGGAAGUGAACACAAGUAAAAUAUUUUGGAACAUAAUCUAUAGCUUAAUAUUUCUGUAAAAUUUAGUACUUGGUCAUUCCAAUAAAAAUAUGACUGAUACAUCAUCAGAAACUAUUUACAAAUAAUACAGAUUUUUGAGAUUUGAAAUACGAACAGUAUGAAAAUUAGAUACCAGAUAAAUUGUGUGAAAUUGCUAAAAUGGUCACUUUAUUGUACAUAACAUGUAAAUGACUGGUUUUGUUUGUGUACGGUUUUUCUAUGCCUUCUUUGUUUUUUUAGACCAAUGAAGUGAUUCUCUAAAAAUUCAUGACAAGAAAAUAAAACUCACUUUAGAUCCUCUGAAUUGUAGUUUGGAAAUGACGCAGUGCAUUGCUGAAAUGUAUAGGAAGUGACUACCAAAACACAAUAAAAGUAACCCAGAAGGCUUCAAAUGUUAGUCUAAUGAAGACUUUGUGGUUCUUAGCCUUAUUGUUAUGCAGUAAAAUUCUGGAUAUUUCAUUGGAGGGCAUGUUUCCAACUCUCCCAUGCUAUUUGUCUUUUUUUUAAGUUCUUAAAUAAUCCUUUAUAUGAUGAUUACAUCUUAUUUAAGAAAAUAA
This is a messenger RNA of Artibeus jamaicensis (Jamaican fruit-eating bat), 4761 nucleotides long. It is a transcript of the gene TMEM106B, whose product is annotated as transmembrane protein 106B. Gene Ontology annotation, cellular component: lysosomal membrane. Lineage: Eukaryota; Metazoa; Chordata; Mammalia; Chiroptera; Phyllostomidae. Bases 205 to 1032 code for a protein of 275 amino acids. Gene Ontology annotation, biological process: dendrite morphogenesis; lysosomal transport; lysosome organization. The transcript has 8 exons. The record is from RefSeq and is a predicted model, not a curated record.